AUGCUAGGUGACCUCCAUGCAAAUCAGAACUUUAAAAAAAAAAAAAAAAGUAAAUCCUCGUUCGCUAUCACCACCAUUUUCUUGCUUCUUUUGGUUGCCAAUGGCAUCAAUGCAAGAAAAGAUGUGGGUGAAUAUUGGAAAGGUGCAAUGAAACCCACAACUGAAAAUUUUGAUGAGCACAAGAAACAGAAGAAUUUUGUGGUAGAUUUUGAGCCAAUAUCUAAUUUAUGGGUUUACAAUGAUGAUGCUCUUCUUAGAAAAAAGAAGUCAUUUGCAUUUGUUAAAGACUUUGAGCCAAGCCCUAACUUAUCAGUAUAUGAUAAAGAUGAUGAUCUUAAGGACCAGAAGAAGUCAUUUGCUAAUGAUUUCGAACCCAGGCCAAAUGUUUCAAUUUACAAUGAGUAAAAUUCUUCCCGAGAGACAGACCUUUUGUUUAAUGUCUGUAAUUAUAUAUGAAGCUUAAUGCUUCAUUAUUGUGCUCAAUCAUGUUUUAUGUAUUUAUUCUCAAUGUGUGUUUUUUUUUUUAAAUAAUAUAA
Hevea brasiliensis (rubber tree) is the source of this 536-nucleotide messenger RNA. Its product is annotated as organ-specific protein S2. Lineage: Eukaryota; Viridiplantae; Streptophyta; Magnoliopsida; Malpighiales; Euphorbiaceae. The coding region runs from base 1 to 405 and encodes 134 amino acids. The transcript has 2 exons. The record is from RefSeq and is a predicted model, not a curated record.